UGGCGAUGGCCUGGCCACUGCUGCUGCUGGUGCUGUGGACGCCCGGUGGGGCCCUUGGCCUGGCUGGUGACCGGGACGAGGCCGCAUCCUUCGACCUUUUCAGCAUCAGCAACAUCAACCGCAAGACGAUCGGCGCCAAGCAGUUCCGGGGGCCAGAGCCUGGCGCGCCUGCGUACCGCUUUGUGCGGUUUGACUACAUCCCACCCGUGAGCGCGGACGCCCUGGGCCAGCUGGCCGUGGCCAUGCGGCAGAGGGACGGCUUCUUCCUGUCGGCCAACCUGCGGCAGGACAGCUCCUCGCGGGGCACGCUGCUGGCCCUCGAGGGCCCCGGGGCCGCCCAGAGGCAGUUCGAGAUCAUCUCCAACGGCCCCGAGGACAGGUUGGACCUCACCUACUGGCUCGAGGGCCGGCCACACCUCCUGUCCCUGGAGGACGUGGGCCUCGCCGAUGGCCAGUGGAAGAACGUCACAGUGCAGGUGGCCGGGGAGGCCUUCAGCCUGUACGUGGGCUGCGACCUGAUCGACAGCGUCCGGCUGGACCACCCCUUCUACGAGCAGUUGGCCACGGACAGGAGCAGGAUGUACGUGGUGAAGGGCGCCAGCCGGGACAGCCACUUCAGGGGCUUGCUGCAGAACGUCUAUGUGGUGUUCGAGAACUCCGUGGAAGAGGUGCUGAGCAGGAAAGGCUGCCUGCAGGGCCAGGGAGCAGAAGCCAACGCCAUCCGAGAGGACACGCAAACGCUCUACCUGGGCCCCCAGCUCCCGCCCACAGCCCUGGGCCGCGUGCAGCUGCAGUCCGGGGUGUGCGGACACUCAUGCGAGGAGCUGGGCGGCCUGCUGCAGGAGCUGGCCCAGCUGCGCGGCGUGGUGGCACGCAUGCAGGACCGCCUACAGGCCGUGUCCAGCGAGAACCAGCUCUUCCUGGAGAUGAUCGGGGGCCCCCACAGGACCCGGAAUGCGUCUGGCUGCCUGCAGGACGGCCGCUUCUACGGAGAGAACGACACGUGGGUGGUGGACCGCUGCACGACGUGCACUUGCAGGAGUCUCAGGACCAUCUGCCACCAGAUCACCUGCCCGCCGGCCACCUGUGCCAGCCCAUCCCUGCAGGAUGGAGAGUGUUGCCCCUCCUGUGACCACGUGGUCAGCGAGGAGGGCUGGUCGCCGUGGGCUGAGUGGACCGAGUGCUCGGUCACCUGCGGGUCGGGCACGCAGCAGCGAGGCCGCUCCUGCGAUGUGACACUCAGCGCGUGCCGAGGGCCGUCCAUCCAGACGCGCGGCUGCAGCCCGGGCCAGUGCGACCCCCGCGUCCGGCAGGAUGGCGGCUGGAGCCACUGGUCCCCCUGGUCGUCCUGCUCGGCCACCUGCGGCGUCGGCGUGGUCACCCGCAUUCGGCUCUGCAACUCCCCCCUGCCUCAGCUGGGCGGCCAGCCCUGCCGGGGCGGGGGCCGUGAGACACAGGCCUGCGAGGGCCGCCCCUGCCCAGUCGACGGCCGCUGGAGUCCCUGGUCCCCGUGGUCGGCCUGCUCGGUCACCUGUGCAGGUGGCCUCCGGGAGCGCACACGUGUGUGCAACAGCCCCGAGCCACAGCACGGAGGGAAGGACUGUGCCGGAGACCCACAGCAGCACCAGAUGUGCAGCAAGAGACGCUGCCCAAUAGAUGGCUGCUUGUCCAACCCCUGCUUCCCUGGAGCCCAGUGCAACAGCUUCCCGGAUGGCUCCUGGUCCUGCGGCUCCUGCCCACCGGGCUUCCUGGGCAAUGGCUCCUUCUGUGAGGACCUGGACGAGUGCGCCGUGGUCGCCGACCUCUGCUUCACCACCGGCAGCAGCCGCUGCGUCAACACCCAGCCCGGCUUCCACUGCCUGCCCUGCCCACCCCGUUACCGCGGCAACCAGCCCUUUGGGGCCGGCCUGGAGUCGGCCCAGACGGAGAAGCAGGUGUGUGAGCCCGAGAACCCCUGCCGGGACGAGACGCACACCUGCCAUCCACACGCAGACUGCAUCUACCUGGGCCACUUCAGCGAGCCCAUGUACAAGUGCGAGUGCAGCACGGGCUACGCGGGCGACGGGGCGCUCUGCGGGGAGGACUCGGACCUGGACGGCUGGCCCAACCGCAGCCUGCCCUGCGCCAGCAACGCCUCGGCACACUGCGUGCAGGACAACUGCCCCCGGCUGCCCAACUCCGGGCAAGAGGACUUUGACCUGGACGGCGUGGGCGACGCCUGUGACGAGGACGAUGACAACGACGGCGUGACCGACGAGCAGGACAACUGCCCGCUGCUGUUCAACCCUCGCCAGCUCGACUACGACAAGGACGAGGUUGGGGACCGCUGUGACAACUGUCCCUACGUGCACAACCCCGCCCAGAUCGACACGGACCACAACGGGGAGGGGGACGCCUGCUCGGUGGACAUCGAUGGGGACGACGUCUUCAAUGAGCGUGACAACUGCCCCUAUGUGUACAACACUGAUCAGCGGGACACGGAUGGUGAUGGCGUGGGUGAUCAUUGUGACAACUGCCCACUAGUGCCCAACCCUGACCAGACCGACGUGGACAACGACUUGGUGGGAGACCGCUGUGACAACAACGAGGACAUCGACGAGGACGGGCACCAGAACAACCAGGACAACUGCCCCUAUAUCCCCAACGCCAGCCAGGCUGACCACGACCAGGAUGGCCGCGGGGACGCCUGCGACCCCGAUGACGACAACGACGGCGUCCCCGAUGACAGGGACAACUGCCGCCUGGUGCCCAACCCACUGCAGGAGGAUGCGGAUGGGGACGGGCGUGGGGACAUCUGCAAGGACGACUUCGACAAUGACACCGUCCCAGACAUCGACGACGUGUGUCCCGAGAACAGCGCCAUCAGUGAGACGGACUUCCGGAACUUCCAGAUGGUGCCCCUGGACCCCAAGGGCACCACCCAGAUAGACCCGACGUGGGUGAUACGCCACCAGGGCAAGGAGCUGGUGCAGACGGCCAACUCAGACCCUGGCAUCGCUGUGGGCUUCGACGAGUUCGGGUCGGUGGACUUCAGCGGCACCUUCUACGUGAACACGGAGCGUGAUGACGACUACGCCGGCUUCGUGUUUGGCUACCAGUCCAGCAGCCGCUUCUACGUGGUCAUGUGGAAGCAGGUGACACAGACCUACUGGGAGGACAAGCCCACACACGCCUACGGCUACUCGGGCGUGUCCCUCAAGGUGGUCAACUCCACCACGGGCACCGGGGAGCACCUGCGCAACGCACUAUGGCACACAGGGAACACGGAGGGACAGGUCCGCACCUUGUGGCACGACCCCAAGAACAUCGGCUGGAAGGACUACACUGCCUACAGGUGGCACCUGACCCACCGGCCCAAGACAGGCCUCAUGAGGGUCCUGGUGCAUGAGGGCAAGCAGGUGAUGGCCGACUCGGGGCCCAUCUACGACCAGACCUAUGCCGGCGGCCGCCUGGGCCUCUUCGUCUUCUCCCAGGAGAUGGUUUACUUCUCGGACCUCAAGUACGAGUGCAGAGAUGCUUGAAUGGACGGCAGAUCCCGGACGUGCUGUCGGCACCCGCUUCUCCGUCCUUGACCUACACUGAGUGGCCGGUCACCUGGG
Messenger RNA from Sorex fumeus (smoky shrew), 3599 nucleotides. It is a transcript of the gene THBS2, whose product is annotated as thrombospondin 2. Bases 6 to 3521 code for a protein of 1171 amino acids. Gene Ontology annotation, biological process: negative regulation of angiogenesis; cell adhesion. The record is from RefSeq and is a predicted model, not a curated record. Gene Ontology annotation, cellular component: extracellular region. NCBI's taxonomy places the organism in Eukaryota, Metazoa, Chordata, Mammalia, Eulipotyphla, Soricidae. The transcript is spliced from 21 exons. Gene Ontology annotation, molecular function: protein binding; calcium ion binding.